This is a messenger RNA of Zootermopsis nevadensis, 2565 nucleotides long. RefSeq names its product O-fucosyltransferase 1 (gene O-fut1). Gene Ontology annotation, biological process: Notch signaling pathway; protein O-linked glycosylation via fucose. The record is from RefSeq and is a predicted model, not a curated record. Gene Ontology annotation, molecular function: peptide-O-fucosyltransferase activity. NCBI's taxonomy places the organism in Eukaryota, Metazoa, Arthropoda, Insecta, Blattodea, Termopsidae.
UGCCACUACUAACAUUGAUAUCAACAUGGAGGUGUACAAUGAAGUUUUUGGAGGCCGGUUUAAAUAUAAAUGGUUUCUUUUGUUUUAUAUGAUGCUAAGUAGUUCCAUGAUAAGUAAUUCAGUAACAGCUAAAGGAGUCGAUUAUAAUGGGUAUAUCGUUUAUUGCCCCUGUAUGGGACGAUUAGGCAAUCAAGCUGAUCACUUUUUGGGCGCGCUUGGUUUUGCUAAAGGAGUGAAUCGAACAUUAGUACUGCCACCAUGGGUGGAAUACCGGUACGGAGAACCGCGCUCGAUUCAAGUUCCAUUUGAUACAUACUUUAAAGUUGAACCUUUACUGAACUACCAUAGGGUUAUGACUAUGGAAAAAUUUAUGAAGACUUUAGUUCUUGACAUCUGGCCACCACAAAAAAGGAUAGCUUUUUGCUACACUCCUAGGGGUGAUGGCAAUGGAUGUAAUGCAAAAGAAGGGAAUCCAUUUGGACCAUUCUGGGAUACAUUUAAUGUGGAUUUUGUUGGAUCUGAAUUUUAUGGACCAUUGCAUUAUGACAUACAUCAUCAUGAUAUGUCUGCAAAGUGGAGUGAGAAGUAUCCAUCACAUAAAUGGCCCGUUCUUGCUUUUACUGGGGCUCCUGCAAGCUUUCCAGUCCAACUUGAGAAUCGUGAACUACAUCGAUACAUGCAUUGGAGUGAACCAAUACAAGGGCAAGCACAUGAUUUUAUCAGGCAAAAGCUUCCAAAAGGAGCUUUUAUAGGAAUUCAUUUGCGUAAUGGAAUAGACUGGGUUCGUGCAUGUGAACACAUCAACUACAGUCCAAAUCUGUUUGCAGCUCCCCAGUGCCUUGGUUAUCAAAAUGAGCGUGGUGUAGCUACUACAGAAAUGUGUCUCCCUUCCAGAGAGACUAUUGUGAGACAACUUAAAAGGGUACUGAAAAAUAUGAAAGGUGUUGUAGCAGUGUUUGUUGCUUCAGAUAGCAAUCACAUGAUUACUGACCUCACAGAGGCACUUAAGAGAAUGGAGGUCACUGUUCAUCGUUUGGAACCAUCCAAUCCUCAUGUUGAGCUGGCAAUUCUUGGUCAGUCAAAUCACUUUAUUGGCAAUUGUAUAUCAUCUUUCUCUGCUUUUGUCAAGAGGGAGAGAGAUGCUCGUGGCUUGCCUUCAUCCUUCUGGGCUUUCCCAACUGAGCGUACAUCAGCUAAUGCAAACCAGGCACAUGAUGAGUUGUAGAAUAUCUAAUUCAUAAUGGAGCACAUUGAAAAAAAACUUUGGAACAAGGAAUGUUUGGUUAUUUUGGUUAUUUGAUGAUGCUGUAUCAAGUGUACUUAUGUACAUCAGUUGAAAGGUGUCAGGAUAUGAAUGGAGCAUUGGAAGGAAUUGUAGAGGAAGCAGUCAUGGCCUAUGCUAAGGUACUGUCACAUUAUUUGCUUACAAGAACUAUGGAAAAGUACAAGAAGAAAUUCUUGAUGUGGUACAAAGUGAGAUUGAAUUGAGUAUCUCUCAGACAUAAAUGGGCCAAUUACUUGUAGUCACACCAUCUUGAAAUACAAUCAAAUUAGACUCUCUCAUACAUCUACUCACUUACCCGACACUCAUUUCAGUGUCAAACUGAAAAUUGUGGGCUACAAGUACGAAAUUAUGUGUCAGAAAAAAAUAUAGUAAAAUGAUUUCUGAUAACCAGUUUAUUCUAGUGUUUCUACUUCUACAAAGUAAUGUAUGAACCGCAAACACAGUUGCUGAUAACACUUAGGACAUUUUCCACAAAAAAUUGUUUUAUGGCGUCACAUUCUGCAGACACUUCACAUACAAAAAUUCCUUCCCCUUCAUUUUCAUUCAAACCAUUCUUUGAACUAGGUACAUGACAUGAAUAGAGAUGCAGAAGUCUGUCUACAGUCGUUCCCAAACUACUUCAUGCAAAUUUAAUUUUUGGACUAAUUCUUCUCAUGCCUGUUAAAUUGUAACUUUUACAUUAACAUACAUUCAAAAUUCAGCAGUUCAGGAAUAUCACAAUAUUUCAAUAUCUGCAUAGUGUGUAUCAUUAUUACUUUCUAAAUUUAAAAAAAAUCAUUUGCAUUUUUAAAAGAGGUAAAAAGGAAUAAACAUGUAUGAGUAAUGCACCCAUCAAUCAGCUACUUUCAUAGUUUUAAUGUAGAUGGAGUUACAUUCCAAUUGCACAUCAGAUUUACAAGUUGAGUGAAUUAUCAAGAAACUAUGAAUCAAAUUAAGCAAUUUUUAAGCUAAUCUCUGUUAGUUUUUUGGGUUGUUUAUCUCUAAGGCCUGUUAAAAAAGAAAGUACAGCACCUGCAUACCAUUACAAAUCGAUGGCUAUGACUUUUGCAGAAGAGUUAGUAUAAAUUAUAAAGUUGAUUGAUUAUGCUCAAAUGUGGUAUCCAUUAGAAUGUGAUAUAAUUUAUUGCAAGAGUUUACAUACAGAAUUUUCAUAGAGGCAAAAGUUGAUUAGUACAAAUGUACUUGCAAAGAGGAAAUUCAUUGUGAUAUGUAUAUCCCGUUAAAAUGAAGGUUAGGCUCGAAAAGAAUGUUUGAUUAUAAUUAAAUUUGAUUUACGUUAA